Arabidopsis lyrata subsp. lyrata is the source of this 654-nucleotide messenger RNA. RefSeq names its product putative defensin-like protein 79. Bases 292 to 549 code for a protein of 85 amino acids. The record is from RefSeq and is a predicted model, not a curated record. Lineage: Eukaryota; Viridiplantae; Streptophyta; Magnoliopsida; Brassicales; Brassicaceae. The transcript is spliced from 2 exons.
ACAAAAGCUCAUUUAUUUAUCAAGGAGUACUAGAUAUCUCAACUUAAAUUAUUUUGACAAAAGCUCAUUUUUUAUUUUGAGUCAACAUUUGUCAUACUAGGACUACAAAAUAAAAUUGUAUGGAAACAAAUUUGUGUUUUGACUUUUGUUUCAUUAAUUGUUGAGUUUGACCCAUCAUAUUUAUAAGACUUAUGUAAGCAAGAACAUCAAAAAUGAUCUACAACCAAACUGAAAAAAAAAAAAGAGGGAAACAAAAAUAUUAUAAGAGAAGAAGUUAGAUAUCUACGGAAAAUGAAAAGCAAGAAAUCUUCAGAUGCUUAUGGAACAUAUUUUCUUCUGAUAUCAACCAUUUUCUUGCUUUUCAUCUCACGACAAGCAAAUUCGUACCAAAUGCUCAUAUGUUUAGAUCUAAAUAUAUCAUGUGCCGAGUGCAAAAAACAGUGCGACGAGACAAGUUAUGGAGGAAUAUGUUUAAAUGGAGGCAGAACUUGUUGUUGCAAAAAAAGUCCUCCACCAUCAUAUUAUGAUCCCCCUGGCCCUUCUCCAUAAUCAUAUCAUUUUGGAUUUGCUCAAACAUAUCAUAUUUAUAGCUUGAAAGGGAAAAGAAUCAGCAAAAUAAAGUUAUUUCAUAAUAAAUUUUUAUUUAUUUACAAA